UUUCGGUGGUUGCCCCGAUCAGCGUCACAGUCCCACACUCAACGUGAGGAAGGAAAGUGUCCUGAACAUGGGAGGGAAACAGAAAAAAUUGAUCUUAAUCAACGACAACCUGAACCACCCCAAACAAGAAAAGGAAGAUGUCAAACAUCGUGAGUAUUCACUGAUUUAUGAAACCAAGCUGGAGAGAGAUCAAGAUGGUAACCUUAUUGGGUACGACACAAAGCUAUUUAAGAUUAACAGGAUGGAAGAAAUCAAUACACAAUACAGCAGUACCAAACUAGGCAAAGUGGCUUUUUUUCAGUGUUUGGAAAAGGUGGAGAGGGUGAGAAGCUUUUGGGAAGAAAGAAUCAGUGAACCAGAGCCUGGCACAGAAGAUAAAGAGGCCAUCAGGGAUCAGAAAGAAAAGGAGAAGUCAUGUUUAAGUGCGAAGGGAACAAAGUUUAUAAAAAAGAAGAAACCACCCGAUUCCACAGAGGGAGCCAACCAAGAAAACCAGUCCUGCACUCACAAAGAAACGGUCCAUAUGCUCAAUAAGGAAAAUACUGAAAAGGCAAGUGCUUUUUUGGUUCAAAGAAGUUCUCCCAAAUCUCAAGGGCCAAAGAACAAGGGAGAGGAUUUAGCUUUGAAAAGUCAGAAGGAACACACAAAGAGCUAUGUUCAAACAUCCUUCAGUACAAGAAAGAGCCAAGGAGCAGAGGUUGCUGUUGAUGACAUUAACCAAAGGAUAACAGCGCAAGAUGAAGAGAAGGAAAGUGAAUCCCUGGAAGGUGUGAAGAGGGCUGGUGGACAGCAAGUGCCUGAAGAAGAAAGGCAAGAGGAGGAAGAAGAAGAGGAUGUUGCUGGUCACUGUGAAGAAGAGGAGGAAGAAUCAGCAACUGCAUCCCAAAAUGAACAUGAGGCAGAGGAUGAUGAGGGUCCAGCAGAAAGCCAGGGACAAGAUGCACAGCUUCAAAGGUGUAAAGGCAGUGAAAAAGGCACAGGAAGCAAACCAUCAGGGACGUUCUCCCAGAACCCUGAGCAGACCUGCCAGCUUGAGCAUAGAGGCAGCAGUGAUGGUCCUGCUCCUCCAGCGCCGUUUGAUCACCGGAUUGUCUCAGCAAAAAAGGCAGUGGUCAACAGUUAUUAUGAAGUCAACCGGAACGAAGUUCUGGGAGGAGGGCGAUUUGGUCAGGUGCACAAAUGUGAAGAAAAAGCAACAGGUCUCAAGUUAGCAGCAAAAAUUAUAAAAGCCAGAGGUGCUAAAGAAAAGGAAGAAGUAAAGAAUGAAAUCAAUGUCAUGAACCAGUUGAACCACACAAACCUUAUCCAGCUGUAUGAUGCCUUUGAAUCCAAAAAUGACAUUGUUCUGGUCAUGGAAUAUGUGGAUGGAGGAGAAUUAUUUGACCGAAUUAUUGAUGAUAACUACAGUUUGACAGAGAUGGAUACCAUCUUGUUCACAAAACAGAUCUGUCAAGGGAUUCAAUACAUGCAUCAGAUGUACAUUCUUCAUUUAGACCUGAAGCCCGAGAAUAUCCUGUGUGUGAAUCGAGCUGCUUAUCAAAUAAAAAUUAUUGAUUUUGGAUUGGCAAGAAGAUAUAAACCCAGAGAAAAACUUAAAGUGAACUUUGGCACUCCGGAAUUCCUCGCUCCUGAAGUUGUGAACUAUGACUUUGUCUCCUUUCCCACGGACAUGUGGAGUGUAGGAGUCAUUGCCUACAUGCUGCUCAGUGGAUUGUCUCCUUUUCUGGGUGACGAUGACAAUGAGACUCUCAACAAUAUCCUGGCUUGUAGCUGGGAUUUCGAAAAUGAGGAAUUUCAAGAUGUUUCUGAAGAAGCCAAAGACUUCCUCUCAAAGCUUCUAAUCAAGGAAAAAAGCUGGAGAAUGAGUGCAACUUCAGCCUUAAAACAUCCUUGGUUAUCAGACCAUAAACUCCAUUGCGGACUACACAAGCAGGUCUCCAGAGGAAGGCUAAGUGCCACUCAGAGUCUCAAGCACCCAUGGCUCAAUGACCUUUCCAAGAAAGCUGCCAAAUGGAAGGUUUGUCUCAAGUUCCCUUGUUUCUCUUUAGAAAUAAAUGGUCCAACAUCUAUGGAAGAUAUCAGUGAAAUACCAGAAACAGCCACAGUUAAUAUUGCUGGAAGAUUUACUCACCAGCACCAUCUGCACAACCGUUCGACAAGCAGUGUGUCACCAAAGCACCAAAACUAUAGGCUUGCUCCAUUGAUUAUGACCAUUGCAACAGUGUGAAAGGGCGGAACAGUGAGAAAAAAAUCUUAGUUUAUAUAUGAAACUGCACAUACAGCAAAUUCAGUGAGUGAAAUCCUGGCUCCCUUGAAGUCAAUAGUAAAACUCCCAUUGACUGUCCUAGAGCCAGGUUUUCACCCAGUGAAUGUUCGGUGCUGGAAGCUUUUGGUUUCUUAUAUCAUGGUUGUAAGUCUGGUUUAAAAAGGGAUAAAAAUAUGCUUGUAUAGUAAUUUCUUAACAAAAGGCUAUGGGCCAUCUCCUCAGCUGGUGUAAUCGGUGUAGUGCCAUUGACUUUGAUAGGACCAAGCUGAUUUACUUGAGCUGAGGAUCCAGCCUUAAAUGAAGUUGUCCUGUGCUGCUGAGGAAUCUGUAUCAAACAACGCAGUUGAGACAAGACAUUUCUGUCUCUUUCUUUUUUCCUGGAUCACUGUCUUUGCACUUCCAUUGACAAACACUUCAUUAUUGGUUCUUAGACUGGUGAGGUCGCCUCCCCUAAGGGGGCCAGGGCGACACAAGUCUGCUCUAAUUUUCUGUCUCUGGUCUUUGGCUGAAGCAUAUUCACUCAGCCACUUCAAAAUUUACUCAACCACUUUCUCAAAUGGCAGAACACCUCCCUCCCCCCGCAUACACCACUGCACCAAUUCCCACAGCAUCUCUUAUGAACUACCACAGGACUGGUGCUUCCGUUGAAGCACUGUGGGAACCAGUGCAAAUGAUUUGGGGACAUAUCUGAGGAUGACUGGUUGUGGGUCAUGGUACGAAGAAAGCUGAUAAGCCAUGCAUCAUCAUAACCACUUCCUUUUAGCAUUUCACCAUGAAUAAUGACUCAGAUACUAAAAUAAAAAUGGUACCACUUUUCAUUGUGUGCGCUAAUUGUUAAGGUUAUUACCAUCCAUCUGUUAAGAGACAGUCUGUAAUUGAUGUUUGCUUUUGUUUCCAAUGUGUUUUGUAAAAAAAAAAAGAUCGCUGUUUCAAGAUCGCUGAAAAAAUCUUAGUCUAUUAUGAUUCACUGUCACUUGCUUUUGAUAUCUCCUUUCCUGAGCUGCCAAAGCCACAUGGUUUCUUAGUAUGCUAAGGCAGUCACACCAAAUAUUGGGGAGGGACACGUUGGACCCUCUUUGUACUGAUCCUCACGUCACGGGAGCAAUGCCAGUUUACAUCAGCUGAGGUUCUGUCCCAUCUGGGCAACAGCCACACAUUGAAAAAUAUUUUUAUUUUUUAUUACAAGAAAGCAAUUAUCUGUCUGAAGAAAAAAUCAAGUUUGAGAUAACCUUGAUUAUUGAUGGCCAGUCCAGUGAAAAAGAAAAGAAAAUGUUCAAAUACACUUUUUAAAGCUUCGUAAAUAGUAGCUAACUUAUAGUCUAUUUUACAGGGGGAGAUAGUUUAAAAAGAGUUUUUAAUUUACUCCAGAAGUGGACUCAGUCAUUACUGUGUUUUGUUUUUAGAACACAACCAUUGGGGUUGCCUCAUUUAAUCCAUGAUGAUAUAUUCAUGUGACAAUUGAUUUAAACAUGGUGUGGUAAAUGUCUGAUGUGAUUGUACAAGCAAAUGGAGAUAAUCACAUACUCCCAUCCCAUAUGACAGUAGUGACAAAAUGACAGCAUUGUUGCAUUUCAUGAGAGACCUCAUGAAUUUUUUUCAUUAAACAAAGAGACCUAGUCCUUUUUAUGUUGUAAAUAGCAUUAAAUGAUCUCUCACAAUCUGAGAUGCAGGGAGGAGAGGGACUCUUUGUAAGCAGUCAGAUUCUGCAUUGCUUUCUCUCUCACACACAAAGAAACCACCCUGUGAUUUUCCUAGGGAAUUGAACCAAAUAAUUAUAUUAAAAGUAUAUUGCUGAAUUAA
This is a messenger RNA of Trachemys scripta elegans, 4066 nucleotides long. RefSeq names its product myosin light chain kinase family member 4 (gene MYLK4). Gene Ontology annotation, cellular component: nucleus; cytoplasm. The record is from RefSeq and is a predicted model, not a curated record. Gene Ontology annotation, biological process: positive regulation of apoptotic process; intracellular signal transduction; protein phosphorylation. The coding region runs from base 68 to 2227 and encodes 719 amino acids. NCBI's taxonomy places the organism in Eukaryota, Metazoa, Chordata, Testudines, Emydidae. The transcript is spliced from 14 exons. Gene Ontology annotation, molecular function: ATP binding; protein serine/threonine kinase activity.